AAAAAAAGUCAAGUUGAUGAACACUCUAGUGAGUUAUAAUUCGACCCCGCGCAUACACAAAUGUUUAACUUCCUUGUGUGAAGCAGGUGGGUUUGUCAGAAGAAAUAGACAUUUACAGCAAGUUUUAUUUAAGGAGAAAUAGAAAUAUCUUGGAUCACAACCCUCAUGUAUAAUGGACUUAAAGUUGAAUUUUCAAAAACGGUAAAGGAAGGUGAAUGCUUUAUAAAGUUCUUGAACGCCACAAUUGAAGAUGCAUUAAGUCGCAGAUAUAUUUUACUUAAGUUGAAAGGGUGUUUAUCAAGUCUACACGGAUUGUAUUUUAAACAGUUAACCUCACUAGAAAAUGAAAAUCCUCGGGAAAUACUAAACAACCAAAUAACAGGAAAAAAUAAGACGGCAAGAGAAAAAGAUGAAACUUCCGUAAAAUCUUUUUCGUUUAAAGAUCUAAAUUUGCAAAAGCAGGUUAUUGACAAUACUACUAGGAGUAGUAGCAAUAAUAGCUAUAAAAGUGAAGAGUUGGUGGUGGUGUUGAACAUUAUAGAUUGGUUUUGUCUUCGUAAAAGCUGUUCUUGCGUCGUUAACAAUUAUGAGGGUGCAGCGUCGUCUACUGUUGUUGAAAUAGCGGAUCUUUCUGCCUUCUACAGGUUCUCAGUGGCGAAGGAAGUCAUCCUCUCUCCUAUUCUCUCAAACGAGACAAAUCUUUUGUUAAUGCAGUCGCCAGUUACCUCCCAGUAUCGCUACAACCCUGGUACACUCCCGCCUCCUGGCCAUGUAGUUGCUCAGUUGAUGUUUAAAAUAGUGCGAAAAGGCUCUUUGAUCUCUUUACGCUUACUGGACGGCAGUCUAUUGUUGUUGGCGAUCACCGAAAUCUUUUUUUCUGGUCCAAGCCGUCUCAAAAGUACAAAGGAUGACUUUUUUGCGGUUUCGAGCGAGUGUUCAGUUGUAGUGACGAGAGAAACACCGGAAACUCUUGUAUCUUUGCGCCAUUAUUCCACCUUAUUUCUUCCGGAUCUUAAGUUAUUCGGAGCCCUUCUAGCCUCCAAUAUUGCGACUGGAAUCUUAAUUAGUGGAUCUUCGAAAAUUGCAGACAAAAGCACGCUAAUCCGCAAUUUUUGCUGUACCAGCGGCAAAAAUUUCUUAGAGAUCGAUUUUAGCACGCUCAUUUCCACUGAGGAAUUUUUUUGCGCAAGCGAAAAGUACAAACUUUCUUUUGCACUAAAGGGGUUCUAUAAACGAGCCUCUAUUAGAGUAAAAACCAUAUAUAGUGCUUUUUUUUUCGUUGACGUGCUUUGCAGAGGCCAUGUGUCAUAUUAUUUGAUGAUCUCGAGAGUCUUUUCCCCAGAAAUGUGGAUGAUGAGGACUUGCUGCAGUUGCGUUACACUUUCGUCACUCUUUUCUCGAACCCUCACGAACAUCAUUGGAAUCACCAGCAAUGAGAGCCACGUGCAUCCUUCUGUCCUCCCCGCGUUCAUAGAUAAGGUAAGUAUAAAGGAAAUUUCACAAUGUCAGCGCAUAGCUUUACUCGAGGAAAAACUCACCAGCUUUCGCCUCGAAGGUGUUGAUAAAGAAGACCUCGCCGAAGUGUGCCAAGGGUUGGAAGCAGUUGAUCUUUUUCUCUUCUUCCGAAGCCUAAUCGACUGUGAUGGUUCGACUCCUGUCACUCUUGAUGACUACCGUGCGUUAUCGAAGAAAAUCCGUCUAAGAAGGAGUGGGAAGGACAAAAUGGUGGACCACGUGUCCUUCGACAGUAUUUGCGGUCUUUCACACGUUAAAGAAAGCUUAAGACGCACUGUUCUUUCUUUUUUCAAGCACAGAGAUCUCUUUGGACAAACCAAGUUUACUUUGAACAACGGAUUAUUACUAUACGGCCCUCCCGGGACCGGGAAGACCAUGAUUGCCAAGGCUUUGGCUUACGAGGCGAGUGCACAGUUCCUCUCCUUCAACAUACCUGAACUCAUCUACUCAGAGAUCGGAGAAUCAGAAAAGAGAAUCUCUACCAUUUAUGCAAGAGCUCGAUCAAUGGCGCCCUGUGUCUUAUUUUUUGAUGAGAUGCAAGCAGUAUUUGGCCAUCGCGAUGUUUCCACCACCUUUGAAAGGACAGUACUUUCUCAACUGCUAUACGAGCUUGAUAGCUCCUCUCCGCUCUCUGGAGUAUUUUUAUUGGCGGCUACUAACGCGCCAUGGUCAGUUGAUCCCAGUCUUUUGCGUCCUGGACGGCUCGACGAGGCCAUCUUUGUUUCUCCGCCCGACCUCGACACUCGCGAGGAGCUCAUAAGGCGACUACUUGCGGGCCGCCCCGUUUCUAGUUUGGUGGACACAAAGUUGGUUGCGGCCAAGACCCCUCUUUUUACUGGGGCCGACCUAAAACAUUUAUUACAGGUAGCAAUCGUGCACUCAAUGAAAAGAAUUUUGCAGAACUCGCCUGAUAGAGAGGAGAUAUGCAAGGAAGACUUGGAAGCUGCCAUGGAAAGCUGUCGUCCUUCCAUAACGGAAAGAAUGAUGGAGGAAUAUUCGAAGUGGAAACUUUUAUCUUAGUAGCCUCCGCUUUAGUUUUGUUUUAUGAAAUACAUAUAAUAAACCUUUGAAACGCAUC
Molecule: messenger RNA, 2593 nt
Organism: Zophobas morio
Lineage: Eukaryota; Metazoa; Arthropoda; Insecta; Coleoptera; Tenebrionidae
Exons: 21
Coding region: 166-2535 (789 amino acids)
Molecular function (GO): ATP binding; ATP hydrolysis activity
Source: RefSeq, a predicted model, not a curated record